Molecule: messenger RNA, 4262 nt
Organism: Pelmatolapia mariae (spotted tilapia)
Lineage: Eukaryota; Metazoa; Chordata; Actinopteri; Cichliformes; Cichlidae
Product: cytokine receptor common subunit gamma-like
Exons: 8
Coding region: 57-1088 (343 amino acids)
Biological process (GO): cytokine-mediated signaling pathway
Cellular component (GO): external side of plasma membrane
Molecular function (GO): protein binding; cytokine receptor activity
Source: RefSeq, a predicted model, not a curated record
GACACGGUGAUAUUUCAAUGUAGACGCGGGCUUACAUCCUGUUUCUAUUCGCCACGAUGUCGACAAGAUUACUUCUACUUCUUUAUCUGACUGGACACGUAUUUGCCAAAAAAUCACCAGAUGUGGAUUGCUCGGUGGUGAAUUUGGAUUAUGUUUCCUGCACAUGGAAUAAGAUCGGGACUCCUGAGGUCAACUACACCUUCUACAGCAAGUUGGGCAAUGACCAAUGGAAAAUAUGCAACCACUAUUUGACAGAGAACAACAUGAACACUGGAUGUAACCAGGAGAUAGAUUCGGGAGAUAGAUUCAAAACAUUUCGAACUCAACUGAUAUAUGGCGAUGAUAAUUUUGAGAAGGGUCACGAGCUUAAAAAACAAGUCAAGUUAAACCCACCAUCCAACCUGACUGUCCUGAAUGGAUCGGACUUUAACCUGUGGUUUUACUGGAACCACACUUCUCCUGCUCGCUUACACUGUGUGGAGAGUGAGGUCCGCUUCAGGACAAACAACAAUAAAUGGGAUUUCUCUAAAGUUAGCGCCGGGAUUCAGAAAUACUGCAUCAACUUGCCCUCAAGCAGUUCCCGAUAUGAGCUGAAAGUGCGGAACAGAAUAGAUGAUUACUGUGGAGAGUCCAUAUUCUGGAGUGACUGGAGUGAACCUGUGGUCUGGGGAUCCAACAACAGCACAUACUCUGAUGAUUCGAUGUCUCCGUGGACGCCGGUGAUGUAUGUGGUGGGUGCUAUCACUCUCAUCCUGCUGGCCAUGAUAUUACUGCACCAUGAAAGGCUCAGAAUCAUCCUCGUCCCCGUGGUUCCCAAGCCAUCUCCAUUCCUGCAUAACAUCGAGGAUUGGUUUCAGUUCUCCAAAGGCCUGAAAGACAAUUUUAAACCGAACUACAACGAGCGUGCCUGCCCUGUGCGUGAGUACAACUAUGUCUCCCAGUCUGAUGUGGUGAGCUCCGACGGCUCCACCUGCUCUGUCACCACCGACCAAACCGACUGCUCCAUCGAACACGAUCCAGAAGACCUGUCCGCCCCCUUUCCCUCUAACCCAGUUUCAUCUGAGGAGGUGCAAAAGGCUUCCGUUUAGGAGCCAUGUUUGGAUUUCACAAACAUGAAUCAACAAACCUCCUGCAUGACUGCAAGAGAUACCUUAAUUUGACUAAAUAAACAGUAUGCCCAAUAGUUACUAUCAGAAUAACCCCAAUAAUUGGUUCAGGAAUUUAAUUUGAACACUGCCUAUUAUACAGGUCAAACCAAAGCACCUGAUUAAGAUUUUAGAAGUUAAUAAAGUUCAUAAAGACUUUAAUAUGUUUUUAAAAUCCUUGAGCUCGGACGAAUUUAUGGUUACUCUUGAAAACAUUGUUUAGACUCUAAAUAUUUGACUAAUUGAGGCUUUGACGUACGUAUAAUCCUUUGUUGACUUCCGACAUGAGUACUAUGAACUGUUUUCAUAGCCAAUCCCUUAAACAGGUUUUUUUAAAUCAUUUUUUUCUAUUUUUGUUUUCUUUUUAAAGCAGGAACGAUUCUUGAAGUGUUCAUUUGGAGAGACACGUGUCUCAAUACUGUACAGUAUUGUAUCCCGUAAGCUGAGCUGAAAGUAAUUACAUAUUAAUACUAGAGAUGGACCGAUCCGAUAUUACGUAUCGGUAUCGGUCCGAUACUGACGUAAAUUACUGGAUCGGAUAUCGGAGAGAAAUAAAAAAUGUAAUCCGAUCCAUUAAAUAUCAAAAAAGCACCUCACAAAACUUGUGACAUGGCGUAACUCGGCUCAUAACCGUAGCACUUCGGAGCAGUGUGCUCACGUGGUAGAGCGGCUGUGUGUAUUUGUAGCCUCGCUACCAAACCAGCAUUUCAUCUCCGAGGAAGUUAUCCCAGAGAGAAGUAAAGCAAGUGUGUAAGUUCAUCUCUGAAUGUUUGUAACGCAUUCCCACGUUAAGCUUAACAACCGAUAUAUGGAGCGACUGCCUCUUCUCUCUCCCUCCCUCUCCUGCUGCUACUUCAAUCGUGAAACUGAUUAAUGAUCAGCAGUGAUGGGAAUAAUAGCGUUACAAGUAACGGCGUUACUAACGGCGUUACUUUUUUCAGUAACGAGUAAUCUAACUAAUUACUAUUCCUAUCGUUACAACGGCGUUACAGUUACUAACAAGGAAACGCGGUCCGUUACUAUUUUUCAACAAACAGACGGUUGAAGCUGUGUUCAGCUUACCGCAUCUUAUAUCAGUUGCACGGAAGUAGCUGACUAUGUAAGUAAUCUGGACGCUACAGCUUUAAGCAGCUGCGCGCUCCCGCGGAGGGCAAUCACGAUCACUGUCUAGCACAACACCUGGAGCUAAGGGGGCAAAACAAUCGCAUGAGUGCUGCUGUUUGACUGAGGAAGAAUAAAGUAGUCGUGGUAAGCCAAUCACAUGACCACUUAAAGACAAAGCAACAAGGUGAUAUAUACCAGUUUAUAAAUUGUGUCGAUAGGCCACGUAAAACCAGAGUCAUGAUAAACAAUAUAUAGGCGGCGUUUUAGUUUCUCACGUUAGCACUAGCAAGCACUCUCUGCUUAUGAGCAAAAAAACAAAACAAAACAGGGGAAGUUUUAGGAGUGACGGCGAGAGAGAGAGAGAGAGCAGAAAAAAGAGAGAGAGAGUUUUGAGAUGUGAGAGAUUUGUGACGUUUAGCGUGUUUGGAGUGUGUAGUUAAUGUGUUGUCUUGUGUAGUUAGUGUGUAGUGUUGUGGAUAGUUUUGUGUUGUGUGUGUCAGAACAAUGAGGCGACUGCUGUCUCCAGGUAGAAAAAGGAGUGAUACACCUGCUGCUGUCAGACCUGCAGGUAUCAGGCUGUGAUGUUCUCCUUUAUAGUGGACAGAAAUUAUUUUUUUGGAGUGGCACAAAUAAUUUGUGUGGCAUCUUAUUGAUGCAGAACAGCUGAUUGUUCUGUAAAUAGUUUGAAAUGGUUAUUUUAAAAAAGGGUAAAAGGUAAAUGGAUGCAAAUAACUUUGUUGUUUGCAAAACUUGUGCAUAGGAUUUUAAAAUUGACAAUUAAUAUUUGCAUUUUAAGUUAUGAAAUAUGAUUCAUUAAAGAUGUUUAUGGUUGUUACAGUAAAAAUAUAACUUUUUCUACUCUGAUUUUAUGUUUUUUGUCUGAUUUUAGAUCAAUUGUGUUAAUACAGUAUGUCAAAAUGAAAACAUGACUGUAAAUUCAGGCAUGUGAGGUUGUGCUGAAAAGGAUGAUACCAAGCAAGACAAAGUAAAUAGUUUUUAAAGGUAAAAUGUGGAGGGAAAAUCAAAAGUAGUAAAAAAUGGCCAAUUAUAUCCUGGACCCCAGAGGGUUAAACGUUUUUUUUUAAAGUAACGCAAUAGUUACUUUUCAAGUAAUUAAUUACUUUUAGAAUAUUGUAACUCAGUUACUAACUUAGUUACUUUUUUGAAGCAGUAACUAGUAACUAUAAUUGAAUUACUUUUUCAAAGUAACUUGCCCAACACUGAUGAUCAGCUGAUUGGCUUUUCUGUCGCGAGUCCGUCUCUCUUCUUUGUUUUUGACCCACUUCGCUCCAGAAAGAGGAAACCAGCGGCUGAACAACAGCAGCACGUUUAACCUUGAUAAGCUGUUGUUAGAAUUUAUUUAAUAUUACUUUCUAGACCAGGAUCCUUUUCUACGUAGCUGACGGCUGGUAACUGUGCAGGGGCGGAUCUAGCAAAGUUUAGCCAGGGGGGCCGAUAGGGCAUUAACAGGAAAAAGGGGGGCACAAAGACAUACUUUUCUUUCUUAUUCUCAUUUAAAAUGUCUAGCUUUUAAUAAAUAAUUAUCUAAAUCUUACACCCAAAGUUUUCAUCUUAUGUAAAAUAUAUAGAAGUCCAUUACUGUAUAUAGUAACUGUUAAGUCUAAUAUACCCUAGUAAGCUAUACUACUUUUUCCUUUGGGAAGAUACCAUCUGUGCAGUCUGCAAUUCUGUAGAAGAAAGAUGUUGAAUCUAUUUAAUUAUUCUUGAAAAAUAAUUUAUUUCUCUGCAUUUUUUUCCCCACACUGCAUCAAAUUAAAGUUGAUUACGUCGAUUAAGCAUCAUGAGGUGGGGGGUGGUUCCCUUUUUUUUUUUUUUGCUGGGAGUUUGCAACCCUAUUAGUUGGGUUGCUUAAUAUUUCUGCUAAGUACUCUUUAAAAUACCAGAAUAGGAAGGAUGGAAUAGGUUUAAGUUUAUUAGAUUGAUCAGUAUUGCUGAACUAUGAAAUAUUUUGGGUGCAGUGUAUUUUUUACAUACAGGUAUAACAGAAUAGCU